AUGUCGAGUUUGACCGCAGCAGUGGCCAAUCCACUGUUCAACAGCGAUAGUCAAGCCAUCAUAGUCGAGCGCGGCGAGGAAGAAUGGUGGCGGGAGAGGCCUGAACUGCGAGCUCGUUUCGAGCGCCGCAAUGGCUCUCCCAACUGCGGAUCAUAUGACAACGAGCGAGGCGACUGGGACGUGCGUUUCAACCCAGGAGUGGAGUCCGGCACCGAAGACUACAAACGCCGCUUCGACGGUUCCGACAAACGCUGA
This is a messenger RNA of Letharia columbiana, 255 nucleotides long. RefSeq lists its product as uncharacterized. Lineage: Eukaryota; Fungi; Ascomycota; Lecanoromycetes; Lecanorales; Parmeliaceae. The coding region runs from base 1 to 255 and encodes 84 amino acids. The record is from RefSeq and is a predicted model, not a curated record. The transcript is spliced from 2 exons.